AUGCAACCACACAAUGCAGCCAGUGUGUACAUUGUAGCCAGUGUACACAAUGCAGCAAAUAUACACAAUGCAGCCAGAGUACACAAUGCAGCCAGUGUACACAGUAUGGCCAGUGUACACAAUGCAGCCAGUAUACACAAUGCGGCCAGUGUAUACGUUGCAGCCAGUGUACACGAUGUAGCAAAUAUACACAAUGCAGCCAGAGUACACAAUGCGGCCAGAGUACACAGUGUGGCCAGUGUACACAAUGCAGCCAGUGUAUACAAUGCAGCCAAUGUACACAAUGUGGCCAGUGUAUACAUUGCAGCCAGUGUGCACGAUGCAGCGAAUAUACAUAAUGCAGCCAGAGUACACAAUUCAGCCAGAGUACACAGUGUACACAAUGCAGCCGGUGUACACAAUGCAGCCAGUGUAUACAUUGCAGCCAGUGUGCACGAUGCAGCGAAUAUACACAAUGCAGCCAGAGUACACAAUUCAGCCAGAGUACACAGUGUACACAAUGCAGCCAGUGUAUGCAAUGAGGUGGGUUGUGGGAAAUGUUGUAAAGCUUGA
Messenger RNA from Pristis pectinata (smalltooth sawfish), 552 nucleotides. RefSeq names its product histidine-rich protein PFHRP-III-like. The coding region runs from base 1 to 552 and encodes 183 amino acids. The record is from RefSeq and is a predicted model, not a curated record. Lineage: Eukaryota; Metazoa; Chordata; Chondrichthyes; Rhinopristiformes; Pristidae. The transcript has a single exon.